Molecule: messenger RNA, 642 nt
Organism: Daldinia loculata
Lineage: Eukaryota; Fungi; Ascomycota; Sordariomycetes; Xylariales; Hypoxylaceae
Exons: 1
Coding region: 1-642 (213 amino acids)
Source: RefSeq, a predicted model, not a curated record
AUGUCGAACUUCUCUUGUGGCCAUGGUCUAAAAUCGCGCGUUGGCGCCAAUCUAGCGUACAUAGCUCAAGACAAGCGAAAGCCGUGUCCAGAUUGUCAGACCCGAACUCCAGGGGGCGUUCUCACGCUGUUGAAAAAUCUACAGAAAUCAUGUGAGACGAAAAAGCUCUGCGAUCCGCACAUCAAGCAGCACCUAGUUACGUACAUCUUUGAUCGGUUCAUCUCCCAACGCAAAUCCACUUCUACGGGAUUCAAGCAGCAAUUUGACGAGAUUUUCCAGGAAUGGGGCACGGCAACCUAUUAUAUGCUAGACCAUAAGCAGCUCUCAAAUCUGUCCGUCACUAUCCGGGCCCGCUGGGGGAGCGACGUUGGCAGACAAGCACUGCGAGUUGUAGCCAUAGCAGCGCUCAAGGAAAAUGAAGUCUUCGUCCCGAUAGAGCCAGCAGAUGCGGAGAUACUAGCCACACUGAAUAGGAUGAUUGGCUUUAUGAGAGACCGGGCUACCGCUGUCGAGACCUUUGAACAGCUAGAAGUUGUCUUUGACGGAGCCGAGACGCUGGGGACGCUGAGAGACAAUGUCACAUCUGCACUUCUAAGACUUGAGGAAGGCUUCACCAAGUGGGACGCGGCAGCAAAUAAGUAA